CCACUACAUUGGGGGUGGCCGAAUAGAACUAUUAUAGAAGACAACUGAAAGAAUAAUAAACAAGUAACACGUUAAACAAAUUUUCUUUUUAUCUGUACAAUGUUUCGAAAAGUGCUCUGUAACAAACCUUUUAUUCGAUGUUUUACCAACACUAGCCAAAAUGGAAAUUUUGUGAGGAUCGUUGAAGUUGGACCAAGAGAUGGUUUACAAAACGAGAAACAAGUUGUUCCGACUGCCGCGAAGAUUGAAUUCAUCAACAAACUGUCAGAUGCCGGACUUAAAUCAAUUGAAGCCACAAGCUUUGUGUCACCCAAAUGGGUUCCACAAAUGGCAGACCAUUCAGAAGUAUUAAUGGGCAUCACUAAAUAUACUGAUGUCAGUUAUCCUGUUCUCACUCCAAAUAUCUUGGGUCUAAAUGCUGCAAUUAAAGCAGGAGCUAAGGAAGUGGCAGUCUUUGGUGCAGCAUCAGAAUCUUUUAGUAAGAAAAAUAUAAACUGUACUGUGAAAGAAAGUAUCCAUCGGUUUGAAGAAGUUGUUAAGGAAGCCAAAAAACAUGGAAUACGUAUCCGUGGAUACGUUUCGUGUGUCGUCGGGUGUCCAUAUGAAGGCGCAAUUGCACCCUCGGCUGUAGCGCAAGUUGCUGAAGCUUUGUUCAACGUAGGCUGUUACGAAGUAUCUUUAGGUGAUACCAUUGGAGUUGGAACUCCUGGAUCUAUCAGCAAAAUGUUAACGGAAGUGUCAAAGCAUAUCCCAGUUCAAUUUCUUGCUCUUCAUUGCCAUGACACAUACGGGCAAGCCUUGGCGAAUAUCUUACGAGGACUUGAUAUGGGGAUAACUGUCGUUGAUUCGUCCGUCGGCGGAUUAGGUGGAUGUCCAUAUGCGAAAGGAGCAUCGGGUAAUGUGGCGUCGGAAGAAGUCGUUUACAUGUUACACGGGCUCGGUAUGGAUACAGGAAUUGACUUGAACAAGCUAAUUGAAGCAGGGCAAUACAUGUCUACUACGCUAGGACGGCCGACUGGAUCGAAAGUAAGUCGCGCCUUGUUGUCUAAAAAAUGUUGAGUUGUAGGCUACAAACAAGGAACAUGUAAGACAAAUUGUAAUAUAUUUAUUUCUCAUCUAUGAAAAAUUUGCAAUCAUUCAUUUGUUAUAUUUUAUAAGGAUCUUUCCUUGGUGGGCAUUAAUUUUUUUCCAAAGAUCAACUUGCAAAGAUUUACUUUCCAUUAUGUCUGUGUAUAUCUGACCAUCCAAAUGAUCCAUUUCAUGUUGCACAAUUCUUGCAGCCCAUCCUGUGGCAUCCCAUUCUGUUGGAGAUCCAUCAUAUUCAUAUCCCUAGUCAUAGAUUUGAAUGAAUUGUUGAUCAUUAAACCAAAAACCAAAACAUUUACCUUCACAUGAACUGCUCUAUAUCUAGGCACUAUUGCACUUAUUCCUUUGAGGCUCUCACAAGCUUCAGGAAACAAAGUUUUCUUAAAAUCCUUAACUUGCAUCACUGGGUUAAUAAAUACCUGUAGAUGU
Daphnia pulex (common water flea) is the source of this 1515-nucleotide messenger RNA. RefSeq names its product hydroxymethylglutaryl-CoA lyase, mitochondrial-like. Lineage: Eukaryota; Metazoa; Arthropoda; Branchiopoda; Diplostraca; Daphniidae. The transcript has 6 exons. Gene Ontology annotation, molecular function: hydroxymethylglutaryl-CoA lyase activity. Gene Ontology annotation, biological process: ketone body biosynthetic process; L-leucine catabolic process. The record is from RefSeq and is a predicted model, not a curated record. The coding region runs from base 100 to 1059 and encodes 319 amino acids.